UAAGAGAAUAAUCUUGAUGAUUCUUGCCUACAGGAUAAUGCAUAUAAAAGAACCAUAAAUAUAGCCACUAUUUAUUCUAUUUUAGGAGUAAUAUUUUUUGAUAUAUUAGGUAGCCUCCAGAAUGGCGUCGCUGGACUGGAAUUCAAUAGUGAAAUAUAUUUUGAUACACUACAGAUGGGUGUUCGUGGUGGUGUUCUUGCUGCCGCUCUCAGCGGCGUACGACGUGUAUUACUACGCCAGGUCCUGGCUCGUCUUCCAGCUGAGCUCCGCGCCCCGCCAGCACAAGAGGAAGGUGGAGAACGUACAGGCGCAGGUAAGGGCAUGGAAGAAGUCAGGACAGAAGACCUACAUGUGCACCGCCAGACCAGGCUGGCAGACCAUCAGCUUCAGACAGCCCCGCUACAAGCAGACCUUCACUAACAUCAACAUCAACCUUGUCGACAUCCUUGAAGUGGACGUCAACAGACAGAGCGUGUGGUGCGAGCCUCUAGUUAGCAUGGGGCAGCUGACCGCCAUGUUGGUGGAGCUCGGCUGGAGCAUCCCUGUGGUCCCUGAGAUGGAUGACCUCACUGUCGGUGGACUGGUGAUGGGGACGGGUAUAGAGACGUCGUCCCACAAGGCUGGUCUGUUCCAGCACAUCUGCCUGAGCUACGAGCUCGUCUUGGCUGAUGGUUCGGUGGUCACGUGCUCGCAGGAGCAGAAUCAGGAUCUGUUCUACUCAGUUCCCUGGUCCUACGGCACCCUAGGAUUCCUCACAGCCGUCGAGAUCAAGAUCAUCCCAGCGAAAAGGUUCGUGCGCGUGGACUACGCGCCGUGCCACAGCAGGCAGCUGCUGCUGCAGCGCUUCAGCGCCGCCACGAGGCAGGAGGACGGCAACCAGUUCGUGGAGGCCUUGUGCUUCUCGAGGGACACUGCCGUGGUCAUGGUCUGCAACAUGACAGACUCUGCAGAGCCUGGCAAGGUGAACAGCAUAGGACGAUGGUACAAGCCAUGGUUCUUCAAGCACGUCCAGAGCUUCCUGGUAUCAGGACCAGCGUACGAGUUUAUCCCUCUGAGGGAUUACUACCAUCGUCACACGCGCUCCAUCUUCUGGGAGCUCCAGGAUAUCAUGCCUUACGAAAACAACGCUGUGUUCCGCUACGUGUUGGGGUGGCUGGUGCCGCCCAAGGUGUCGCUGCUGAAGCUGACGCAGGGCGAGGCGGUGAAGGAGCUCUACGAGCAGAACCACUUCAUCCAAGACAUGCUAGUGCCCCUGAACACGUUGGGGGAGGCGCUUGAUUGUUUUCAUAAAGAAGUGCAGAUAUACCCGAUCUGGCUGUGCCCAUUCCUGCUACCGGCACGCCCUGGCAUGCUGCAGCCUGCAGGAGGCAAGGACGCUCUCUACGUCGACAUCGGCACGUACGGCGUGCCUCGUGUCCAGAACUUCCACCCUGUCGAUACCACCCGACGAGUCGAACAAUUUGUACGAGAUAAAAAAGGAUUUCAGAUGCUGUACGCGGACUCGUACAUGACGAGGGAAGAGUUCCGUGCGAUGUUCGACCACAGUUUGUACGACAAACUCCGUGAGAAAUAUCGUGACACGACCACGGCUUUCCCUCAAGUUUAUGACAAGAUAUGUCGCAAGGCCAGGAUUUAGGCCUACGCUGGAUCGUAUUGUUCGUAAUGUUUGGCGAAGGCGAUCACUUUACGACGCUGCUGGUCGAACGUCUCGAGCUUUGGCUUCCUCCACAGACGCGCCUCCACGUCCAGCAUACCGCCCACCACUGACUGCAUACAUACAAUGAAGGAAUGAAUAUGUACCAGCUGCAUUAUGAGGAAAUUAAUUAAAAUCACCACUGACUGCAUACAUCGAAUGAAAUCCAUGAAUGAGUGAUAUACAAGAUGCACUAUGAGGGAACCAGUUAAAAUCAAGAAUAUAUAACGCUUCAUCUAAUACAAUUUUAUGAAUGCACACAAGAUUUAUUAAAGCGUCCCAAGUCAUAAAUACUUAACGUUUCAAUUAUAAGGAAUAACAAGACAUUGCAGUGACGAAUAAAGUUAUCCAUUCUGCUUAUAGUGAACUAAUUCAAUUUGUACAGUUCCGUGUUUUUAGAUAUGACGGCAUUCUGUUUAGUUACGUGUACCUGCUAAUGAAUUACAAUGGAUUAUAGUUUUUGUCAUAUACAUAUAUUCCUGCCAUACUUGUUGUUUGAUUACAAUUUGCUCUUCCAAAUUUAUUUCUGACGUAUGCCCUAAAUACAAGAUUGCAAGUUA
This is a messenger RNA of Hyalella azteca, 2253 nucleotides long. Its product is annotated as delta(24)-sterol reductase. Gene Ontology annotation, cellular component: cytoplasm; membrane. Gene Ontology annotation, biological process: steroid metabolic process. The coding region runs from base 122 to 1636 and encodes 504 amino acids. The record is from RefSeq and is a predicted model, not a curated record. Gene Ontology annotation, molecular function: Delta24(24-1) sterol reductase activity; FAD binding. NCBI's taxonomy places the organism in Eukaryota, Metazoa, Arthropoda, Malacostraca, Amphipoda, Hyalellidae. The transcript is spliced from 13 exons.